Rhipicephalus sanguineus (brown dog tick) is the source of this 772-nucleotide messenger RNA. RefSeq names its product cuticle protein 64. The transcript has 3 exons. The coding region runs from base 16 to 630 and encodes 204 amino acids. Lineage: Eukaryota; Metazoa; Arthropoda; Arachnida; Ixodida; Ixodidae. The record is from RefSeq and is a predicted model, not a curated record.
CUUCCAGUAGCAAACAUGCUGUCCAUCGCUGCCUUCCUCGGCUUGAUCGCCGUCUCAUCGGCCGGCUACCUCGGUGGCUACGGAGGCUACGGCGGUGGCCUCGGCUACGGUGGUGGUCUUGGCUUCGGCUACGGUGCCGGCUUCGGCGUUGGUGUCGCUGCCGCUCCAGUCGCUGUCGCUGCCGCUCCCGUCGUCGCCGCUGCCGCCCCAUUGGUCCGCGCCGCCCCGGUGGUCCGCGCCGCUCCCGUGGCCGUCGCCGCCCCCGUGGCCCUGGGCCCUAGCCCCGCCGCCAUCGCCGCCGGUGCCUUCGGCGCCACCGCCGUGACCGGUAACGUCGCCAAGGCCGUCACCAGCCUCGUGUCCACCGCCCACCACACCGCUCCUGGAGUCGCCAGUGUCGCCACCCAGGUUGCCGCUCCUGUCGUCGGCGCUAGUUAUGGCGGAUAUGGCGGAGUCGGCGGAUUCGGCGCCGGAGUCCGCGGAUUCGGCGGCGGUUACGGCGGCGGAUACGGCUACGGACUCGGUCACGGCGGAUACGGCGUUGCCCACGUCGCUGCUGCUCCCGUAGUAGCCGUCGGAUACGGCGGAUAUGGCGGAUAUGGCGGCUACGGCGGCUACGGCAAACACUAGAUAGGAAAGGUACAAACUAACGACAUUGCGAAGCUUAUACAUACGCUGAGUGGGUGCUAGCGAUGGAGGACUGGUCAGCAGACACCGAUGGUCCAGUAGCGAAAGAAUAAAUUAUUCCACUUGUUCUGCCUGGUGCACAAAA